Molecule: messenger RNA, 1718 nt
Organism: Impatiens glandulifera
Lineage: Eukaryota; Viridiplantae; Streptophyta; Magnoliopsida; Ericales; Balsaminaceae
Exons: 4
Coding region: 425-1582 (385 amino acids)
Source: RefSeq, a predicted model, not a curated record
GUCUUUAAAGAAAUCGAAAGUGAAAAGAGAGAGAAAGAAAGCAGUGUGUGUGUGAGAGAGAGAGAAGAGAGAUUAUGAUGGAGAAUCCCAAUGACGCAAAUUGUGGGUGAGAGAGAAAGAUGGAAACUUUUAUCAUAAUAAUUUGCCAGAAAGGAAUGCUAUGUUAUGUUGGUGGGUGCAGUGUUAAAUCCCAAACACACCAUCCACACUCUUCUUCUUACUAGUCAGAACAAACCCUUCUUCUUCAUCUUCUCUUGGAUUGUUCAAUGUGAUCUCCUCCUCAAUUUCUUAUCUGGGUCUGUAAUUUCUGCUUCAUGGAUCACUCUCAUUCCUGAUAUGGACAUGAAUCAUGAUAUAUCAUGUAUAGGGUAUUCUCAAACUCCCAGUUUUGAUUUGAGAAACAAUCCAUGGUUAUGUUACUAAAAUGAUCAUGUUUGAGGAUUCCAUGAUGAUGAUGAUGACAACUAUGGAUAAUUCUUUGAAGGAGACUAUGAUUAGCCAAGAGGGUGUUUUCAGGAAACAGGUAAUUGAGCUCCACCGGUUGUAUGGCAUACAAAGAAACCUAAUGGAAAGCUUUGGCUGGAAGAAGAUGGAUGAGUAUGAUUUAUGGAAUGAGAGAGCUCAUUCAAUGUUUCCAAACAUGAUCCAGAAAAGUCCUCUUGAUCUUCAUCAGCUUUCAAAUUAUCAUCAUAAUUAUGUUGUUGAAUGUCCCAAAGAAUCUUUAAAUCUGUCUCUGUGUUUGAGAGGAUCAGGAUCAGGGGAAGCUGGAAGCAGCAAACCAUGGUUGUAUAAGAAUAAUCCAGUUAUCAUCGAUUUGGAGGAACCAGUUCUCGACCAGGAGCAGAAGAAUCAGAACAAUGAUGAUGAUGAUGAUGAUAGCUGUGUUAUUAUUAUACAAGCUUCAAGUACUUCCUCCAUUAAAGGAAUAUUGGAUCUGAACAAACAGCCUGAAGAUGAUGAGGAUGAUGAUAAUUCUUCGGAUAGAUUCUUUAAAACCAGCAUAAUGGAUUCAAACAGCAGCAGCAACAUCAGUAGUAGUUGUACUAAUCGUCCUGAAAGAUGUAUCGAAGAUGUGAAUGAUCCUCAUUUGAAUAACAACAACAAUAACAUUAAUAUCCCCACAGAAAUAGGACCAGAUCGAGUAGUGGAUCUUGGGAUUCUCGAAGCAGUCGAGUCCCUCAUGGGCAUUUCCUUGCAGGGAACUCGACAGUUGGAGCAGAAGCCAGAACGAUCAGUUGAUUCAUAUGAAUUGAUAGUAAUGAAUCUCGAGGAAGAGGAAAUUAGUAGCGAAUAUUGCGUCUGUGUUUCAUCAAAAGGUUGUGAAAUUAUUAGCGACAAAAAGGAGGAAUGUGGGAUUAAGUUGAUGAAGAGGGGAAGAAGAGUGAAGGAUUUUCAGAAAGAUGUAUUGCCAAGUAUGGCAUGUCUUUCUAGACAUGAGAUUAGAGAAGAUGUAAACAUUAUGGAAACGGUUAUUAAGUCGAGAGAAUAUAAGAGAAUAAUGAAAGCUAAAACGACGAAGAUUGGAGGCGAUAAGUGGUUUAUGCCGGUUAAGAGAAGUAAGAGGUCUAAACGCAGGUGUUAAAAGUCGGUUCGAUUUGGUUGAGUUUAUGGGUCAUUCUUAAUCUCUUAUGUUUCUUUAAGCAUUUGAUUGUUCAUUAAUUUGUCCCUUAAAAGACACCAUAUAGAUAGAUUAAGAUAGUGUGUGUUGUCUAAGAUAA